AUGAAAGCACUCCGUUGCAUUUAUUUCACCUUAAGUGUUUUAGCACUUUACCAGUGGGGUUGCUCGGCGAGGACCUUUGACUCCGCGGUCCGUCACAGGAAGCCCACCAAAGCGGUUUUAGCCGAAGCUCAGGCCCAUGACGCGCCCACGCGCCAGCUGAGAAGACCGCAACACCAUGGUCGGAAUAUCUCCGGAGAGAACGCUCAAACCGCCGCACACCGAGCCCUCGACGUCCCCGCGCACACCUACCUCCCGGAUGUCUCCGUCACCUGCGCCGCGUCGGACUUCGUGGUUCGAGUCAAACCCGCGUUCUACGGGCUGGAAGCGGACGCCAGCGAGCUGAGGCUGGGCGGCAGCUGCAGAAGUAACGGCGUCCUGGCUGCGCACGGCGACAUGCUCUUCACCUACCCCCUGACCGCCUGCGACUCCACGCGAGUGCUGACACCUGCCUAUUUAAUCUACAAAUUCCGGCUCCAUUAUGUGCCGUCACCGAUGCGGUUCCCGCUCAGGACGCAUCCAAUCCAAGUGGAGAUCGAGUGUCACUACCAGAGGGACCACCAUGUUCACCAGCUGACUGUGCAACCCACGUGGGAAACCACUGUCCUCAGAAAGGGCCUGAAUGGGAGUCCGAAUGACUUCAAGAUGGAACUGAUGGAUGAGUUCUGGAGCGACACCCCUCAGUCUCAGGUCUAUCAACCAGGAGAGACAGUGCAUAUCCAAGUCUCUGCCCCUCAAAUGCCUCCUGGAGGGAAGCUGUACAUAAAAAACUGCUAUGCGGCGCCAUCGACUGGCCCGCAGUCGUCCAAGAUAUACACGAUUAUUGACAAUUUCGGUUGUUUACUGGACAGCAAGAAAGACCUGGGCGCCUCACGCUUCGUCUCCCGCACCGAUGACGCGCUGAGGUUCUCCCUGAAGGCCUUCCAGUUCAUUUCCAGCCCUGACACUGAGGUGAGCAUCCACUGCAAUUUGUUUGCCACGACGGAGGAGCCGGGUCCUUCACACAAGUCUUGCUCCUACGUGAGCGACAGGUGGACCGCGCUGCGAGGCGACGACUCGAUAUGCCAGUGCUGCGAUUCACACUGCGUUGCCUUUAAGAGCUCGACCGACAUCAUGGAAGGACUGGCCAGCAGCGAGUUGCUGGUUUCUGACCAGCCACUCUCUGAGCACCAAGGCAUUGACUGGGAGGAGCCACCCAGUCCAAGAUUCUGGAGGGAAAUUGUGAACAAACUAGCAGAUGAAGACUAUUCUGACAUGGAGGAGGUGGACAUGGAGUCUCCGGCUCUGUGGGAAGGGACCGACCCAGAAGAAGGCUCCGGGUCACAGGAGGGCUCAAAACCUUAUCCGAGCUGGAACAAGUCACAGAAUCGAGGAGGAAUGAAGGCAUACGAGGAGCAGAGGAAGACUGGGGGUGGCCCAGAGCAGACCUGGUACUUCCCCUGGACCUAG
Synchiropus splendidus (mandarinfish) is the source of this 1446-nucleotide messenger RNA. RefSeq names its product zona pellucida sperm-binding protein 3-like. The transcript is spliced from 8 exons. Gene Ontology annotation, biological process: egg coat formation; binding of sperm to zona pellucida; positive regulation of acrosome reaction. Gene Ontology annotation, cellular component: extracellular matrix. Bases 1 to 1446 code for a protein of 481 amino acids. Lineage: Eukaryota; Metazoa; Chordata; Actinopteri; Syngnathiformes; Callionymidae. Gene Ontology annotation, molecular function: acrosin binding. The record is from RefSeq and is a predicted model, not a curated record.